AUGGAAGAUGAAACUCAAAUCGAUAAAUUAGAAAAGAAUUGUUCUUAUUACGAUAACCGUUUGAAGAUUUAUUAUGGUGAUGGUGUAAAGAAUAUGAUUCUUUGCGUAUGGACUAAUGGAAAUUCUGAUAUAAAUAAAUUCAUCAAAGAUACAAUGUAUCAUGCAAAAGUUGGUGAAGAGGGAUUUGCCAAAGUGCAUUUUGCAACAUGGAUCGAUGGUCAAUCUGAAUUUAGAAAGCAAGAUGACGGAAGUUGGAAGAAAUCAGAUCCUAAACCUAUGAAGGUUGCUUUGAAAAACGCUUCGGCACCUUUUACUUUAGAUUCUUUGCCAAUAGUCGAUAUAACCAGCAAGGUUCAGAUUGCUAAACAUCAAAGAGUGACAUCAACCGUGUGUGAUCCUAAUAAAGAUACAAUCUUUCUGUUUGGUGUUACGAUUGAUAUUGAUGAAAGUGCUGCAUCCUUAGUUUAUGCAUUUAACAUUAGCGUUCCACAACUGACUAAUACAAAUAUUCGAGGAACUCAACCAAAAAGACGCAAAGCGUCAUCGGUCGUAUGUGAUGGAAAUGCAAGGAUGUUUAUAUUUGGAGGUACCAACAGUGAAGAUCAAUUGACUUGGUCAUUGGGAAGUAGUAAAAAUAUCCCACCUCCCAUGGAAUUGGCUACCGCAAAUUUAUUAUCGAAUGGGAAAAUCGUCUAUCUAGGUGGAUAUAGUAAUGUACAAUUUAAUAACAUGUCAAAGUUUACAACGGGCACUCAACCAAGUGGUAGAGCAUGGCACUCAGCCGUCUUAACGCAAGAUGGUCGCAUUAUUGUCUACGGAGGAGUUCCUGUUUCUCCUGACGAACAAUUAUCAGUUCUAGUUACCACCGAAAAAUCUUUAGAUGGAGUAUUCCCGAGAUUAGAUUUACCCCUAGUGCUGCACCUUAUGCUGGGCAUACAGCUACUCUUGUUGGAAAAUACAUGA
This is a messenger RNA of Funneliformis mosseae, 963 nucleotides long. Lineage: Eukaryota; Fungi; Glomeromycota; Glomeromycetes; Glomerales; Glomeraceae. The record is from the annotation of a GenBank genome assembly.